UGAUGAAAACUUAGGAAUGCAGAUUCCUGAGAGGAUGGAGGAGUGUUUGAGGCUCACUUAACUGUUAAACUUUGAAGAGGCAAGGUUUUGUUUUUGCUUCUUCUUCUUUUUUUUAAUUUUUCAGACCCGAUUCCCUUGAGGGUGAUUGUUAAGUUAUGGAACAGCGCAAUGCACAUAGCUCAGGUCUUCUAGUUCCAUAAAAGCAUUCCCACUAGUUAGAAAAGAACCAAAGAAAUUAAGUUCCUCCAGCAAGGAGUUUAUGUAACCAUGUCAUCUUCUGCAGUGCAACAGAAAAUAGUGAAUUGUUCUGAAUACGGAAAUGGAUCUUGCCCAGAAGGUGAAAGGUCGCUGGCUGUCCGAGCCGCCAUGUAUUCAUUCAUGACCGGAGCCAUAUUCCUCACAGUGUUUGGCAAUCUGGCCAUGGUAAUUUCCAUUUCUUACUUCAGGCAGCUUCACACACCAACCAACUUCCUCGUCCUCUCCAUGGCGGUCACUGAUUUCCUCCUGGGAUUCACCAUCAUGCCGUACAGUAUGAUCAGAUCGGUGGAGAACUGCUGGUAUUUUGGGCUUAUGUUUUGCAAGAUCCAUUAUAGUUUUGACCUGAUGCUUAGCAUAACGUCAAUUUUCCAUCUCUGUUCAGUAGCCGUUGAUAGAUUUUAUGCUAUCUGUUACCCUUUGCGGUAUUCCACCACCAUGACGAUUCCAGUCAUUAAACAGUUGCUACUGCUCUGCUGGUCGGUCCCCGGCAUAUUUGCAUUCGGGGUGGUCUUCUUGGAGGCCUACGCUGAUGGUAUAGAAGGCUACGCUACCUUGGUUGCUUGCUCCAGUUCCUGCCCCGUCAUGUUCAACAAGCUCUGGGGGACCACCUUGUUUAUGGCAGGUUUCUUCACUCCUGGGUCUGUGAUGGUCGGGAUUUAUGGGAAAAUUUUUGCAGUAUCCAGAAAACAUGCUCGUGCCAUCAAUAACUUGCCAGAGAAUCAAAAUAAUCAAAUGAGGAAAGACAAGAAAGCAGCCAAAACUUUAGGAAUAGUGAUGGGUGUUUUUUUAUUAUGUUGGUUUCCCUGUUUUUUCACCAUUUUAUUGGAUCCCUUUUUGGACUUCUCUACUCCUGUCGUUUGGUUUGAUGCUUUGACAUGGCUUGGCUAUUUUAACUCCACAUGUAAUCCCUUAAUAUAUGGUUUCUUCUAUCCCUGGUUUCGCAGAGCCCUUAAGUCCAUUUUGCUAGGGAAAAUUUUCAGCUCACAUUUCCAUAAUACAAAUUUGUUCACUCAAAAAGAAACUGAGUAGACUUAUUCUGUUUGAAUGAAUAGAAGCAAAAGGACUGGAAAUUAGAAGAAGGACGUUGCUUAAAGUGUGUGUGUGUGCAUGUGUGCGCAGGUGUGAUUUUGACUACCAUGGAAAAUUUUUAGUUUCUAAGACCUGAAGGAAAAAGGAAACUUUCUUUUUUUAUUGAAAUAUAGUCAGUUUACAAUAUUGUGCCAAUUUC
This is a messenger RNA of Vicugna pacos (alpaca), 1486 nucleotides long. Its product is annotated as trace amine-associated receptor 2. Gene Ontology annotation, cellular component: membrane. Lineage: Eukaryota; Metazoa; Chordata; Mammalia; Artiodactyla; Camelidae. Gene Ontology annotation, molecular function: trace-amine receptor activity. The record is from RefSeq and is a predicted model, not a curated record. Gene Ontology annotation, biological process: G protein-coupled receptor signaling pathway.